AUGUCAUCUGUUGUGUGUCACCCAAUUCUCGAUACUCAAAACGGAAUCGCCACCGAUGCGGCCAUCAAAAAGCAACGCCCGCCGCCACUUGUCAUUUCCAGACCCCGUGACUUGGUGCGAACCCAACUAAAUCGAAACCUUAAAACAAGAUUUCAUAUUCCAUUUUUCAGAUCCAAGAGGCAUGCCAGAAACUUGUCAUCAGCGACCAUCAGCUGAGACGGAUCAUGCAAUUGAUGGAGAAAAGCAUGGAGCAGGGACUUGCCAGUAAGUCCGCCCAAUCUGAAAAUGAAACCAAUCGAAUCAGUUCCAGCUUCGACGAAGAGUGUCGCCGUCAAAAUGCUGCCGACUUAUGUCGAUGCGGUGCCGAACGGAACUGAGGUAACAUCGUUUAAGUCGGAUUGGCAUUCUCGCAUCUUCUUUCAGAAAGGAGAUUUUCUCGCUCUGGAUCUUGGCGGAACGAAUUUCCGUGUGCUGCACAUUCGAUUGGAGGGAAAGAAAACUCAGAUGACCGGAAAAAUCUUCCGUGUUCCAGAGAGCAUCAUGAGAGGAUCCGGAGAAGCGGUGGGUAACUUUCGCCGACUUAUUCACUGAAAAUCGCUCAUUUAAAGUUGUUCGACCACAUCGCCGACUGCAUGGCCAAGUUCAUGGAGGAGAACAAUCUGAAGGACGCCACCAAACUGCCGCUCGGAUUCACUUUCUCGUUCCCUUGCCAGCAGGAAGGACUCACCAAAGGAAAGCUGGUCACUUGGACGAAAGGGUUCAAGGCUUCCGGAGUAGAAGGAGCCGACGUCGUCACUUUACUCCGUGAGGCUUGCCAGAGAAGAAAGGAUAUUGACAUUGACGUUGUCGCUCUUCUGAACGACACUGUCGGAACUCUGAUGGCUUGUGCCUUCCAGGAGAACACGUGUCAGAUCGGAGUCAUUGUCGGAACUGGAACGAAUGCCUGCUACAUGGAACGUCUCGACCGCAUUCCCAAAAUGGCAGGAUACGUGGACGAGCACGGAGUGACUCCCGAAGAGAUGAUCAUCAAUACUGAGUGGGGAGCAUUCGGAGAUGACGGAGCCCUCGAUUUCCUCAGAACCAAAUGGGACGAUGUCGUCGACAGAGAAAGCAUCAACCCGGGACAGCAUCUGUACGAGAAGAUGAUUUCGGGAAUGUACAUGGGAGAAGUCGCCCGAGUUGUUCUCGAAGAUCUAGCGAAGCAAGGACUUCUGUUCGGAGGACACUCUGACGCCAUCUCGAUUCCACAUUGCUUCCCUACCAAAUUCGUUUCGGAGAUUGACAGCGAUCUGUUGGAGGAUGACGACCGUACCUUCCAGAAAACGUACCAGAUUCUCGAGGACAUUGGAGUCGAGACGGUGUCCGCCAACGAUUGCGCCAACGUCGCCUACGUGUGCAGUCUCGUCUCGACUCGUGCCGCCCAUCUGACGGCCGCCGGAAUCGCGAUGCUGCUCAACCGAAUGAACAAAAAGCACGUGACGGUGGGCGUCGACGGAUCGGUCUACCGUUUCCAUCCGACGUAUCCCAAACUUCUCGACGAGAAAAUUGCAGAGCUCAUCGUCGGAGACAUUGAGGUGAGCACAUUUCACAGUCCUCUGAGCUCGAUCACUAAGCAAUCAAUUAUUUUUCAGUACCAACUCAUGCUUUCGGAGGAUGGAUCCGGCCGUGGAGCUGCUCUCGUCGCCGCUGUCGCCACACGUCUGAAGGAGGAAAAGCUGGCCGCGUUGGCCAACAACGCCUAA
Messenger RNA from Caenorhabditis sp. 36 PRJEB53466, 1742 nucleotides. Lineage: Eukaryota; Metazoa; Nematoda; Chromadorea; Rhabditida; Rhabditidae. The record is from the annotation of a GenBank genome assembly.